AUGUCCUGCGGCCAUGUAGUGACCCCGACGUCCCUCACCAAGUGGUGCCAACAAUUGCUCAAACAGGGAAAACCCAGGUUUGAAUGCGGUCAGUCUGGCUGUAAUGCUGGGUCUUAUCAGGAGGUUUGUAAAAUGGCCAUGUUGACUGAAGAAAUGAAGACCUUUGAGACGACCUUGGCCCAGAAUGCUGCCCUCAAAGACCCUAACAGAAAGUUUUGUCCAGGCUGCAUGACUCUUGUGACCAGAGGGAGCAGCUUGAACCUCUAUGUCUGCUGCUCAGGUUGCUCAGCGAAGACGGGACGCAGCUUUGGGUUCUGCUGGCAGUGUCUGAGGGAGUGGAAAGGUCCACAGCCUCGAUCGGACCGCUAAAACGACGACUGCCACAAUUCUGCCCUGAAGACGCUGAGAGAGUGUCCAGAAGUCCAAAUCAACUCUGUGAAGGGAGUCAAGGGGUGUCCGUCGGUCCGUGCCUGUCCCACCUGCGGCUCACUGCUGCAGCACACUGGGAAAGGAUGCAAGGACAUUUCAUGUCCCCGAUGUAAGAUGACGUUUUGUUUUGGCUGCCUAAAGUCUGCUCAAAGCUGUAGUGUGACAGAAAAUCUUGGUACAAUGCCACUGGGACUUUGCCCCAGUGGCAUUGCUCCUAGGCAGACGUCCAUUCCUGUGUGGGAUGGACAUCUAUUUCUCAGAGGAAUGAACUUUGAUUUCUAUUUUGAAUCCGAUAUAGAGUUAGAUUCAGAUUUGGAUUCCUAUUCCAAUUCCGAUUCCGAUGUGGAAUGGGAAUAGACGUCUAUUCUACUCUAUGUACGUGUGAUUUGUGUUUUUUAUUUUCCAGUUUGUUCUUGGGGGGUUGGGGUUGGGGGAAGCAGUCUGGAUUAAAAAAAACCAAAACAGUUACACAAAAGUGAUUCACUGUAAAGAUGCUAUGUAGUUUGUUUUGUUGCAACCUGAAGUGUGAAAUAAACUUCAGUGGAGUUUGAAAACAAAAUAUGUGUUGAGGUUUAUGUCUGGUUGAACGAUGGGAUUUUAUUGUAAUCCAUAGGGGGAACCAGAAGAAAGUCUUUGGGAACGUCUGCUUUAAAGGAUGUCCAAACGAACAUGUAGCUUUUUGUGCUGUUUUGAUGCCUCUGUUAUUGUAUUUGUACCAAGUAAUCCUAUCAUAUUGUAUGACUCUUUCAUCAUUUAUUAACCAAUCUUUGUCAUUUGAUUGUGUUUUUGCAAUA
This is a messenger RNA of Poeciliopsis prolifica (blackstripe livebearer), 1223 nucleotides long. RefSeq lists its product as uncharacterized. NCBI's taxonomy places the organism in Eukaryota, Metazoa, Chordata, Actinopteri, Cyprinodontiformes, Poeciliidae. Gene Ontology annotation, molecular function: zinc ion binding. The record is from RefSeq and is a predicted model, not a curated record.